AAUCGAUCAAGGCAUCCAAUAACAACUUAAAAACCGUCUUGGGCACGGUAAUCAACCUCUCCCCUACAACCAUCCUCAAUCCGGUUCCCCAGCUUUUUACAAUGGAAGCUGUUGCGCUUUCUCAUGCUCACGACGUGCUUGCCACGUUUAACUAUAUGGAUUUGACCGACCCUAGCUAUGCUGAUCCGGUUACGUUCCCAUCCGACGAAAACGAGCGGAAAAAUAUCGCAAAUCUGCCCGGGAACAAAAAACCGUCCGUCUCGUUGGAGUUUACCGUCAAGGACAUUAGCGCAGAAGUGGACAAGUUUACUCUCGACGACCACGGUUUCCAGUAUAUCAAACACCAAAGCGGCCUUUCCGGCAACGACUUCCAGGAUGAUGAAAAGAUUCAGGAGGUUUACUACGCCGAGUCAAUUGAUUUACUCAAAAGAAUAACCGGGGCGUCUUACGUGCACAUCUACGAGCACAAUUCUCGUGGGCCCUUUAGACCCAAACACAACUUGGAUAUUCCGAUGCACAAUCCCUGCCAUUUUGUCCAUUGCGACCAGUCCUACGACGGCGCCAAGACGAUCGCCCUGAGUCGCAUCCCGGACAAGGAUUUCGCUGAGAAGGCAGUCCAGGGCCACUUUGCCGUUGUGAAUGUCUGGCGGCCUGUGAAGACAAUUUAUAAAGAUCCUUUUGCCUGCGCCGAUGGCGUUUCGGUGGUAGAUGAGACUGACCUGGCCCCGAUGCCCAUCCAGGCCGAUGACCUCACCGAGGAGGGAUGGUCGGUUGGUCCCAACAAGCAGCACCGAUGGUAUUUCAAAUAUGCGCAGCAGCCCGACGAGGUCCUACUUUUCAAGAAUUUUGAUUCCCACGGCAAAGUUAGAAGGAUCGUGCACUCGGCGUUUGUAGAUCCGGCUCAUAUUAAUGAUUAUCCCCGGGAGAGCAUCGAGCUGCGUUCAUUUUUAUCUAUUAUGGAACCAUUCCGACCCAUGCAAUUUCCAUUGGGCGGUGCUGCUCCGCAAGGAACGCGCCUGGCCACCGCUGCCGAGCUGGACAAGCGUAGCGACGACGAAAUCAUAGCCAUGCUCACGGGUUCCAUCGACCCACCCUGCAACGAAAAGAACAUGUGGGCAUACUGGCAUACGGGUUUUGAAGCCAUGCCAGCUUGGAACAAGCGGAACGUGGUGAACUGGGUUCGACUACUAGGACCUUCUUGGACGGUACGUGUGCUUGACGGCGUCCCGGGGUCGGCACGCAAUGCGACCAAGCUUGUUCCCCCCUCGAUGCUUCCACCAGCCAUGAAUGCAGGGACCAUGUCGGGUCCUUAUAUUGGCACGCACUCGGCAGACUUUGUACGCCUACCGCUCCUGUUUCUGUACGGAGGAUGCUGGCUGGAUGUCGGGGCGAUUCUCCUGCGGCCGUUGGACGAUAUAUGGGCCCUGCUCGAGGACGCCACGCAGCCCUAUGAGUUUGCCGCCUUCAACUACGAGACGCGCCCAGGAGAAACCUCAAUCAUAAACACGUGGAUGAUGGCCCGCAAAGGCAACGAAAUGAUCCGCCGCUGGCAUGAUACCUUCCUGCACGUCUGGGGCGACGCCACCAGCUGCGAUGGUUUGUCAAAGCACCCGCUUCUCCGCCACCUCAAGCCGUACUUUUCACCCACGGAUCCGUUAAUCAUGAACGAGAACCACGAGGAUGUCGUCAAGUCUGGAGCCAUUAUGGACUAUGGGGCCCAGGUGCACUGCCUGGAGCGACUGCGGGACCUCGUGGACAGCCAAGACGGCUGGGACGGCCGGGCCUGCAUCGACAGGACGGCGUUCCUAUUGCCGGCGUUGAAGGAAAUGUGGUACUACCAGGAAAGAACAGAGUUUAUGGGCUACAAGCAGUUUGAUUUGCUGACGACAAAGCUUGAUGCGGCCGAUGCGCAAAGGGCCCAGGCCGAGACCUUUGUCAGCGACAUGCUAGCCAACACGCUAAUGAUGAAGUUCUGCCACGGUCUCAAGGGCGCCAUGGCUUCCAGCCUGGCCGACCUAUGGGACGGCCCCGCCAACCAAGAUGCUGAUCACAGACAAGGCACAUUUGCCGAGUAUCUCCGAUGGGGGUCUGUGCACUUGCGCCAGACAAGGAGCUUGGUGCCCGAGAAACUUAGCCCAACAACCAAUAAGCAACACCGAGCCGCUAUCUUUGAGCCCUUUCCCGUGUCGAGCACAUGA
Messenger RNA from Pyricularia grisea, 2198 nucleotides. RefSeq lists its product as uncharacterized. The transcript has 5 exons. Bases 102 to 2198 code for a protein of 698 amino acids. The record is from RefSeq and is a predicted model, not a curated record. Gene Ontology annotation, molecular function: glycosyltransferase activity; oxidoreductase activity. NCBI's taxonomy places the organism in Eukaryota, Fungi, Ascomycota, Sordariomycetes, Magnaporthales, Pyriculariaceae.